AUGGAGGGGAGUCAGCACCCAGGGGAAGCCAUUAUUCCUCCCAAUCUCCGGAUCGCAGGUGCCAGGUACAUAAACUACUGCCCCGAGGGCUGGUCCUACUACAAACUCAGCUGCUUCAGGUACUUCCGUCAGCUCCUGAGCUGGGAUGAGGCCGAGCCCGUCUGGGUUGGCCUCCGCUACGGGCGGGAGAGCCAGACCUGGCAGUGGGCUAGCGGGCACAAGUACAAUGUCGCCAGUGGGCUGGCCAGGAAUGGUGCCUACGGGGGAACCUGCGGCGUGCUGACCCACCUCAGUGACGUCACCCUGUGGUCCAGUGCCGACUGCGCCCAGCAACAUCACUAUAUCUGCAAGUUCACCCCCUCACACUAG
Messenger RNA from Pelecanus crispus (Dalmatian pelican), 369 nucleotides. Lineage: Eukaryota; Metazoa; Chordata; Aves; Pelecaniformes; Pelecanidae. The record is from RefSeq and is a predicted model, not a curated record.